AUGGUGACAUUGUCGGGUUUAUUCACCGCUGCUCGAAUUAUUGUUACCUAUGGUCCAGGAUUUGCGCUUCUGUUUCUGCUCAAUCGAGCCAUUGAGAUUGAGCGCCAUGACAUUGUCGAUCGCCAGCAUCGAGUGCGUGAUCGAUCGGCGGACGCGGCGUAUGAUUUUGUUGUGAUUGGCGGCGGAUCGGCGGGAGCUGCUGUGGCGGCGCGAUUGAGUGAAGUGCACAAAUGGAGUGUUCUUCUCCUUGAGGCAGGACCCGAUGAGACCUUCAUAUCAGAUGUUCCUCAGCUGUUUCCCACGCUGCAGCAGAGUGAAUUGGAUUGGAAGUUUGUCACGCAGCCCACAAAUCACUUCUGUCUGAUGAAUGACAAUGGACAGUGUCUGUGGCCACGCGGAAAGGUCCUUGGCGGAUCGAGUGUGCUCAAUGCGAUGCUCUAUGUGCGCGGAAAUCGCAAGGAUUACGAUCACUGGGAGCAUCUGGGCAAUCCAGGAUGGGGAUAUAACAGUGUUUUGCACUACUUCAAGAAGUCCGAAGGCACGCGUGAGCCACACUUUGCUCACAGUCAUUUUCACGGCGUUCGAGGACCUCUCACAGUUGAGUACUUCCGAUUUGUCUCGCCUCUCAUGGAACUCUUUAUGGCCGCGGCGGAGGAAUUGGGACUCCUGAAUCCGCAUGGAGAUUACAAUGCUGAGUCACAGCAUGGAUUCGCGAGAUCUCAAGGGACUUUGAGGGAUGGCUUGAGAUGCAGCACCGCUAAAGCUUAUCUCAGACAAGCGUCGCAUCGUCCUAAUCUUCAUGUUUCUCUUCACUCUCAUGUCCAGAAGAUCCUUAUUGAUGAGCACCGCAAAGUGGCUUAUGGAGUGGUUUUUAAGAAGCACGAUUGGCCAUCUAGAGUUGUGUAUGCAAGGAAGGAAGUGAUUCUGUGUGCUGGAGCUAUUCAAAGUCCUCAAUUGCUGAUGCUCUCCGGAAUUGGGCCGGCGCAUGAGUUGCAGAAGCACGGAAUCCCUGUGAUCUAUCACUCUCCGGGAGUUGGAGAGAAUCUGCAAGAUCACGUGGCGAUGGGCGGAGGAUCAUAUUUGAUACAGAAUCCCAUUUCAAAGGACACUUUGAGCUUUGUCAUCCCUAAGCUGAUCAACGUUGAGGCGAUCAGGGAGUUUGUCUAUGAUCACAAUGGACCACUUUAUGCCAUGCCGGCGUGCGAAGUGAUGGCCUUCAUCAACUCCAAAUAUCAGGAUCCUCACGAAGAUUGGCCGGACAUUCAGCUGUUCAUGGCUGCUUAUUCGGAUAACUCCGAUGGAGGGAUUUAUAGCAAGAGAGGGAGUGGAAUGUCACACGAUUACUAUUCCCAGAUAUAUGAGAAUAUUCUCUAUAAAGACACCUUUAUGGUUGUGCCACUGCUCAUGAGGCCAAAAAGCCGUGGCAGAAUUGUGCUGAAGAGCAAGGAUCCUCAUGAAUAUCCAUUGAUUUAUCCCAAUUACUUUGAUCAUCCUCAUGAUCUCAAUGUUUUGAUUGAGGGUGCAAAGUUUGGAUAUUAUCACUUUUCUCGAACGAAAAUGAUGAAAAUGUUAAAUGCAACGCUAAAUUCAUUCAUCAUUCCUGGUUGUUCGCAUUAUUCUUACCUCAGCGAUGACUAUUGGAAGUGCAUGGCGCGUCAUUACACCCAAACAAUCUACCAUCCGGUGGGAACGUGCAAAAUGGGCCCCAAAUAUGAUAAAUGGGCAGUUGUGGAUGCGAGGCUCAGAGUGUAUGGAAUUAAGGGACUUCGUGUUGUGGAUGCGAGCAUAAUGCCAACAAUUCCCACCGGAAACACCAAUGCGCCUGCAAUUAUGGUGGGAGAGAAAGCGAGUGAUAUGAUAAAGGAGGAUCAUUUAGAAUACUACUGA
Phlebotomus argentipes is the source of this 1887-nucleotide messenger RNA. RefSeq names its product glucose dehydrogenase [FAD, quinone]-like. The transcript has 3 exons. NCBI's taxonomy places the organism in Eukaryota, Metazoa, Arthropoda, Insecta, Diptera, Psychodidae. The record is from RefSeq and is a predicted model, not a curated record. The coding region runs from base 1 to 1887 and encodes 628 amino acids. Gene Ontology annotation, molecular function: flavin adenine dinucleotide binding; oxidoreductase activity, acting on CH-OH group of donors.